Messenger RNA from Schistosoma bovis, 3552 nucleotides. NCBI's taxonomy places the organism in Eukaryota, Metazoa, Platyhelminthes, Trematoda, Strigeidida, Schistosomatidae. The record is from the annotation of a GenBank genome assembly.
AACUGCAAACUUAUUUUGCUAUAUUGGCGUGCAUUUUCUGAUUCCAGUUCAAAUAAAUGUGGGUGGUGUUCUUCAGCUUCAGCUUAUGCUAGUCCUCCAUCUGUUCUAUCCCGUAAUAACAAUAUCUGAGCUUGAAUACAUGAACAGGACAUCUAUCUUUGUGGCAUCGUCUGUUUUUGUGGCGUCUGCGUUCACUCUGUUUUGUUUCUCGAGACUAUUUCAAAGACCGCAUGUUAAAAAAGUCUCGUUCAAGCCAUCAGUGCCUCGUUUCACAUUAGGCGAUACGUCACUCCCUAAAGUUAUCGAAUUCGACAAGGGAAAUUUAACGCUUGAUUUCUGUACAUCCAUCUGUACACUGAUCAAUAUAUCUGAUUAUGACACAAGACAGAAGCUUAUCAUCAGUCUUCAUCAAGCUUCAUCAUUUCGUCGGAACUUUGAUGUCAUUAGGGACUCUAAGUGCCUAGAACUCCUCCUAUCUCUCCUGGAUUCUACCUCAGGGACGUUAUCAGGACGCCAGCAAAACCUAAACAUUCUUCACGUUGUAAUGAACUUGGUGUGCGAUCAACAAAAUUUUCCAAUCAUAAAGGACUAUUUCGAUGAUAUUUUAUUAAUAGCAAAUGCAGUGGAAUACAGUGAUCAAGCAUGCGUUGCUCUUCAGGUCCUCGGUAAUAUAGCAUUAACUCCAGAUGGAUGCAAAUUGCUACGUAAUAAAUGUGGUUAUCUCUGUAAUAUGUUAAAAAUGCGCGAUCCAUAUGUCCUACGAAAUCUACUAGUAGUUUUUGUGAAUCUGUCCUGUGACAUAGAUUGUUGUGGUGAAAUUCUUACACAGGAUCAUGAGGAAUUUAUGAAAACUUUGGAGUAUUCAUUGUCUUCGAGUGCACCCAUAUCAGUUUCUCUAAAAAUGAUCGUUCUCCUCAAUAAUCUAUAUUCUUGGAUGAUACAGAAGCAAGAAACUUCACGGAAAUCAUCUGAUUCCUCACCCUCUUCAAAGUCUAUAGCUAAUUCACUUAAGAAUAAUUGCACUCUAGUUAAAUCGUGGAUUAUGUUCUUGAUAUCUUCAUCAAAAGACCCGGUCAUGCUACCCAAAAAAUCUUUAUCGACGCUAUUUGGGUUCCUCAACACUCCAGUGUUAUCAGAAAUCAAAGUUUUCAAUUGUCCUGACCGUAAUGAAUACUCUAUUAUAGCUGAGUGGACGCAGACUGACACUUUUCGAAAAGACAGUGUUUCAUAUUCAAGAAAUUAUCUGGUCACCUUACCACAACAUGACAUGCAUGAAAAUCUACAUGUGGACUACACUUCACAACUACAGUUUACCUCAUUUGGACAGUGUUUUCCUUUCGCCUCACAGAACCAUGUACGUACUAUUUGGGAUAUUAAGUCUCCUGAAGGUUGUCACCGAGCUGUAUGUAUCGAAUGUAAUCCUCCACUGGCUUCAAAUCCUUCAAAGUCUACUGUCGCUAGUACUGCAGAAUCAGGUAUUUUCAUUCAAGUGUGGAUAAAUGGACGUUUCACCAACUCUAUAAAGCUCCCAACACUUAAUGCUCGUCAUGGUCGUGUCUAUCCUUCGAAUAGUUCGACAUUCCAUGGAGCUCGAUGGUCGAAUGCAAGAGAUAAGAUUGUUUAUUUGGCAGAAGUGUGUAAUAAUCCUAGUGAGAAUACUACUACUAAUGAUCAGUCAUUCAAAGAUGACCCUUCAUCGUUUGCAUUCCAAGAGGAUUGGGGUGAAGGCAAUGAAGGAUCGCAUAAACCGAAGCUUUGUAUACUUGAUCUUACUACCGAAACUGUUAGUUUUGCUCCAAUCGAUGAAAAUAAGCAUAAUUUAGCUUGCAGUGAACCGUUAUGGAGUCCAGAUGAUAACGGGAUUAUAUUUGUUGGUUAUCCUUCGCAAGCUUAUAAUCUUGGAUUAAUUUACUGUAUUCAACGUCCAUCUCAACUUUAUUUUUGGGACAUAAAAAAGAAUAGUAUCGAACCAAUCAAUGUGCCUGGUUAUUCAGUUCAAUGUCCGCGAUUCAAUCCAAAUGGUACUUAUUUAAUUUGGCUUCAAAACCCUGUUGGUGGACCACAUGGUCAGUGUGUUUCAUUAGUUGGUACUCAAUGGCCAAUGAACUGCUUGAAACCUGAGGUUAUUAUACCAAUUAUCAAUAGUCCAUGCAGUGAUUAUAAGUGUACUAUAGAUAGAUUUCCAGGACUGUAUUGUAAAUUAGCAGAUCGUUGUUGGUCUAGUGAUGGACAAUAUGUAUUAGUCUCAUCAUGUUGGGGAUUCGAGGUUGUUGGACUUCUUAUUUCAGUGACUGAAUCCAUUGCCCAAUCAAGACCAGUUGUAUAUAAACUGCCUAAGUUGUAUUUAUCAUCAGAUGGAACCACGUUGUCAUCAUCAUUAUCAAUUUUAGAUGUUUACGAUGAUGUUCUAGUGGUCUCUGUCAGUUCUCCAAUUCAUCCACAGCAUAUAGCUGUAUUAAAUUUAAAGUAUCUGAAUUAUGCUAAUUUGUCUUCUGAUCUUAAUCAGCGUCCAUGGUUAAUCAUUUCUGAUGGGAUUGAUUUAAAACAAAAUCAUUUACGUUCAUUGAAAGGUAUUGAUUGGUCAAUUCAUCAAAUAGAACUGGAAAAUAAAUCAGAUAACCAAAUAAAUUCAUUUGAAUGUUUACUAGUUCAUCCUAUACUUCAAGAUGAUGGUUCAAUUCAACAAAUAGAUCUAUCCGAUUUCACAUUUGCAAAAGAUUUAACAGAAAUUGUAGCAUGUAGACUUCGUGGUUUAAUUGUCAUGCCUCAUGGUGGUCCACAUGCACAUUCAAGUGCUUCUUGGUCUUCGAUGAUCGCUGGAUUUUGUUCGGUAGGCUUUGCUUGUUUAUUAAUUAAUUAUCGUGGAUCACUUGGUUAUGGCAAUGCGUUUGUCCAAGAUUUAAUCGGAUAUAUCGGUGAAAAAGAUGUGUCUGAUUGUGUUCAAGCUACUAAAUUUGCAUUGAAUUAUUUGCAGAAAUUUGGGUCCAACUUGAAAGCAGUUUUAUUUGGUGGUUCACAUGGAGGCUUCUUAACGUUACAUUUAGCCUCACGAUAUAAAAAUUUAUAUCAUGUAGCUACAGCUCGUAAUCCAGUGGCUCAUUUAGUCAGUUUUAUUGAUACAUCUGAUAUACCGGAUUGGUGUUAUACUGAAUCAGGUUUAGCAGAUUGGUGUGAAUGGCCUCUUGGUCAUUUACCGAACGACAAUGAAUUAAUGCGUUUGUCAAAUCAAUCUCCUUUGAAAUAUUUAGAUAAAACAUGGUCUGUACCUUUGUUAAUGCUGUUAGGUGGGAAAGAUCGUCGUGUACCAAACAGUCAGGGAUUAACAUUCUGUCGAAAGUUGAAAGCUUUAUGUCCAACUGUACCAUGUGAAACAUUGCUCUAUCCAUAUGAUUCACAUCCAUUGGAUUCACCAGCAUGUUCAUUAGAUGUUUUUGUGAAUUGCGUAAAUUGGUUUUUAAAACACUUAUAAAACUUGUGAAAAAGCAUAAUUCUGUGUUCUCUUUUCUGUUCAUUUUUUUCACUUCGAAAUAAAUAAGUAAAUAAUUAACUUCA